Phytophthora infestans T30-4 is the source of this 594-nucleotide messenger RNA. RefSeq lists its product as uncharacterized. Lineage: Eukaryota; Oomycota; Peronosporomycetes; Peronosporales; Peronosporaceae. The record is from RefSeq and is a predicted model, not a curated record. The transcript is spliced from 4 exons. The coding region runs from base 1 to 594 and encodes 197 amino acids.
AUGAAAGACUGGUUUUCGAUUGGGCCUUCUCGCGGCUCAUUCAAAAUGCUACAAAGCAAAACUUCAAAAGGCCAGCCAAUGUAUGCACUUUGUUGGGCCGACCGCAAGCCAAAAUGCAUUAUUUCCAAUCGUGGUACGUCUCUUCCUGGUACAGACAGCUACGAGCGUAGAAUAGAACGACCUCAAAUGGGCGAGCUGCUCUUUUCAAAAAUUUCCGCUAUUGACGUACACAACCAUCUACGACAAGGAUGCCUCGAGAUGGAGCGACCAUGGCUCAUCAAACAGUGGCAUCAUCGCUGCUUGGACUCAACCAUCGCAAAUUUCAAUUCGUUCAUCUCGCAGUUGGCCCACCAACUAAUUUUCAGCAGCUUCAUAAUGCACUCUUUAGCUCAAUACCAGCGUCUUAGUGGAGCAGCUUUGCAGGCUCAACGAAAGUGUGGAGUCUGUGGAAAGAAGGCAUCAUUUUACUGCGUUGGCUGCUCAGACCCACUCAUAAACCAGUUCUUCGGCGUGUGUAGGCUAAAGACAAACCGAAACUGUCAUUGCGCAUUCUCCUUACGUAUAAAUCCAUCCCAUACAUUUUUUUAUAAUUGA